Messenger RNA from Corylus avellana, 957 nucleotides. The record is from RefSeq and is a predicted model, not a curated record. NCBI's taxonomy places the organism in Eukaryota, Viridiplantae, Streptophyta, Magnoliopsida, Fagales, Betulaceae.
GAUAUGAUACAACUAUAGAAUAUAGAUUACACACACAGGAAGACUCUUGACCUUUCAUCUCAACGUCCACCAUCCCACGUGGCAGCUCCCUUCACCAAGAGAAAUCUCACACGGAGAGACAGCUCUGGGAACUUGAAGCUCGAUCUGUCUGUCUUUUUCUCUCUCUGAUCAUCCAUUCAUGGCGGUCAGUGCAUCCUUUUCAGCUGCGGUAUGUGUUCGCGGGAUCGAAUCCAACCACUUCCUAUCCUCUGAACCUCGCUUUGCCGGCGUUUUUCCCGCCAGAAAAUCGCUCACUGUCGUCGGCAUGGCACCCAAAAAGAAGGUGAACAAGUUGGACAACGGCUGGGAGAAGCAGUGGUUCGGAGCGGGCAUAUUCUACGAAGGGUCGGAGGAAGUGGAGGUGGACGUGUUCAAGGAGCUGGAAAAGCGAAAGGUUCUGAGCAACGUCGAGAAGGCCGGGCUUCUGUCCAAAGCGGAGGAGCUGGGCUUCACUCUCUCCUCCAUCGAGAAGCUCGGGGUGUUCUCCAAGGCCGAGGACCUGGGCCUUCUCAGCUUGCUUGAGAGGGCCGCCGGCUUCUCGCCCUCCGCUCUCGCCUCCGCCGCUUUGCCAGUGCUGGUGGCGGCGCUGGUGGUAGUCGUGGUGAUUCCAGACGAUUCUCCGGGGCUGGUGGCUGCGCAGGCCCUGCUGGGCGGGACACUCGCGGCCGGCGGUGCUAGCUUGCUGGUUGCGUCCCUUGUGCUGGGUGGUUUACAAGAAGCUGAUUGAUUUUCUUUUUCUUCUUGUCUUUUCUUUUGGAUUUUGUAGUGUAAGGUGUUGCCAAUAUGUGCUGAGAAAUGCUAACUUUUGGGACACGGAUUUGCAAUAGAUUGGGGAAUGAGAUAGGAUGGCAUGGCAUGUAUAGAGAUCAAAAAUACUGUCUAUUUUUGCAAUGUAUAGAUUAUGGCAUGUUUCUUAUA